Messenger RNA from Plasmodium gallinaceum, 825 nucleotides. RefSeq names its product iron transporter, putative. Gene Ontology annotation, molecular function: iron ion transmembrane transporter activity; manganese ion transmembrane transporter activity. The transcript has 2 exons. The record is from RefSeq and is a predicted model, not a curated record. Gene Ontology annotation, biological process: intracellular manganese ion homeostasis. Lineage: Eukaryota; Apicomplexa; Aconoidasida; Haemosporida; Plasmodiidae. Gene Ontology annotation, cellular component: membrane. The coding region runs from base 1 to 825 and encodes 274 amino acids.
AUGGUAAGCAAAAAAACAUUAGAAGCACAAAAAGCUUUUUAUAAUGAAGACGUAGAAAAAUCAAAAGAAGCACAUGAUUUUUAUCAUAACUUAGAUAAACAUGGAGAAGAUCAUAAUCUUGAUAGGGAUAAUUUAAAAACAAUAAUAUUUGGUAGUUUAGAUGGAAUUAUAACAAUGUUCGCCAUAGUUUCAGGAUGUGUAGGAGCAAAAAUUACACCUACACAAGUCAUAAUUAUAGGUAUCGGAAAUUUAUUUGCUAAUGCGAUUUCCAUGGGGUUUAGCGAAUAUACAAGUUCAUCAGCUCAAAGAGAUUUUAUGCUAGCUGAAAAAAAACGAGAAGAAUGGGAAAUAGAAAAUUGUCCAUCAGAAGAAAAACAAGAAAUGAUUGAUAUUUAUAUGAAUAAAUAUAAAUUUGAUAGUGAGGAUGCAAGAAAUUUAGUAGAAAUAGCUUUUAGAAAUAAAAAUUUUUUUCUUGAACAUAUGAUGUCAGAAGAAUUAGGUCUUAUUAUUACUAAUGAAGAUAAAAAUGAAUCUAUGAAAAAGGGAAUUAUUAUGUUUUUAAGUUUUUGUGUAUUUGGAUUAAUUCCUUUAUCUUCUUUUGUAGCUUAUAUAGUAUUUUUUGAAUAUACAGAUUAUAAUACUUCAUUUUUAGUUGUUUUUAUAUCAACAUUAAUAACUUUAUUUAUUUUGGGAUUAUUUAAGUCACAAUUUACGAAUCAAAAACCUCUUAAAUGUGCUUUUUGUAUGCUUUUGAAUGGAAUCAUUGCUGGAAUUGUUCCGUUUUUACUUGGAAUUUUACUUAAAAAUAAUAUCGCUGAUGUAUAA